AGUCUCUGGUCAUCCCUGUGCUGUCCGCAGUCUCUGGUCAUCCCUGUGCUGUCCGCAGUCUCUGGUCAUCCCUGUACUGUGUCCGCAGUCUCCAGUCAUCCCUGUACUGUGUCCGCAGUCUCUGGUCAUCCCUGUACUGUGUCCGCAGUCUCUGUCUCUGGUCAUCUCCUGUACUGUGUCCGCAGUCUCUGGUCAUCUCCUGUACUGUGUCCGCAGUCUCUGGUCAUCUCCUGUACUGUGUCCGCAGUCUCUGGUCAUCUAUCUCCUGUACUGUGUCCGCAGUCUCUGGUCAUCUCCUGUACUGUGUCCGCAGUCUCUGGUCAUCUCCUGUACUGUGUCCGCAGUCUCUGGUCAUCUCCUGUACUGUGUCCGCAGUCUCUGGUCAUCUCCUGUACUGUGGCCGCAGUCUCUGGUCAUCCCCUGAACUGUGUCCACAGUCUCUGGUCAUCUCCUGUACUGUGUCCGCAGUCUCUGGUCAUCUCCUGUCAUCUCCUCACAGCCAAGGUGGCUCACCGCUCCCUCUCUCCAAGGUUCUGGUAUGGCUCCCCAGCACUACAUAGCAUUUGUUUCAUC
Messenger RNA from Staurois parvus, 573 nucleotides. The record is from the annotation of a GenBank genome assembly. Lineage: Eukaryota; Metazoa; Chordata; Amphibia; Anura; Ranidae.